Amborella trichopoda is the source of this 4999-nucleotide messenger RNA. RefSeq lists its product as uncharacterized. Lineage: Eukaryota; Viridiplantae; Streptophyta; Magnoliopsida; Amborellales; Amborellaceae. The record is from RefSeq and is a predicted model, not a curated record.
CUUCUCUCUUCCAUUUAAAAGGUUUGUUUUUCACAUUCGCACCAGUCAGAGUGGGAAGAGGAGAGAGAAAUGAAGAGAGAUGUUUCGUGGAGAUUCUCUCUCUACCUUCACAGUAGGGCACACGGCUGGAUUGCUGCAAUGCAAUCUAAAUCUCACAAGGCAUAAUAAGGGCAAUACCAGAGAGUUAGUGAUUUAGAGAGAGAGAGAGAAAGGAAGGUUAAUGGAGGAGCAGUUGAAGAUGGAGAGUUCCUUUAGGGAAGGACCACCCUUGGGGAGCUCACCUCCUUCAUUUUUGAUGAGUAGCAACCCUUCUUCGAGGAUUUUUCAGUCUGAGAUCUCUCAGAGACUGAGAUCUCAGAAACCACCCGAGCCUCUUCGUCGAGCAGUGGCUGAUUGCCUCUCGUCUUCGCACCAUGGGACCCCAUCUCCUCUUGCUUUGGAAGCUGCAAGGACCCUAAGGGAUUAUUUAGUGUCUUCAUCAACAACUGAUAUGGCCUACAAUGUGCUUUUAGACCAUGCAUUGGCUGAAAGGGACCGCAGUCCUGCAGUGGUGUUAAAAUGUGUAGCACUUCUUAAAAGAUAUCUUCUACGAUACAUGCCUAGAGAGCAGACUUUGCAGCAAAUUGAUCAGUUUUGUGUAACUCUGAUUGCGGAGUGUGAUUCCUUAGCUAGUAGAAGAGUUUCUCCAAUCUUGAGAUCCUCAAAUCAUAGGAAUGAGGCAUCACCGGUACCUACAAAUGCUUUCUCCCCAUCUUUCCAUGCUUCAACAUUUUCCUCUGGAAUGCUCGUGAAAUCAAUAAAUUAUGUUCGUGGCCUGGUAGCUCGACAUAUUCCAAGACGAUUAUUUCAACCACCAGGUUUAGCUGGCGCCUUUAAUGCUUCAAAUUCAAAGCUGCCCACAUUGUCAUCUUUAAUGAGUAGGUCUUUUAGUUCUCAACUAAGCCCAAGAGGUGUUAGUAGCAGGGGAUCUCCUGAGACUAAAGAAGUUGCUGCAUCAUCGUCAAAGAAUUCAUCUGGUAUUGCAAGACUUUAUGAGGUAGACGAUAAUUAUCUUGCUGUUGAUGUACUGAAGUGGCGGUGGUCUGGUGGCCAUGAUCUCCAGCCUUCGGUGCUGUCCCACGCUGUGACAAACAGUGGUGAUGACAUGAAGCCCCAAGUAAGCAAUGCACAUAAUUUUGUAGAAGUUGGUGCAGCCACAUUGCGUGUGGGUGAUGUGGAACUGAAGACUGAGGCCCCUCCUGGAAAAUAUUACGAUCGUUUGAUAUCUGAAGUUGAUUUGGACCAACUACUACAGCCCUCAACAGUCACGGCUGCAAAUAAUAUUGCAUCAGCUCGUGCUCAUUUGAGAGCAAUAACUGCCUCUAAACGCAUGGUAUCAGGUCCUCAUCAGGUUUGGGAUGAUGCCCCAACAAACACAUUCCGCAUGCGUGCUCGCCCCCUUUUUCAGUAUCGGUAUUACAGUGAACAGCAACCUUUGCGGCUGACUUCUGCCGAAGUUGAAGAGGUCAUUGCUGCAGUUUGUUCAGAGGCCUCUGUUUCAAGUGCAAAUCUGAUGCCUGUGUCAUCUAAGCUAACUAAUUACACCGGAAAGCAAACUAUGGAUGUUGCUGUCAGUGUUCUCAUCAAACUUGUUAUUGACAUGUAUAUGGUGGAUCCUAAGGGUGCCGCGCCACUAACUCUCUCUAUGCUUGAGGAAAUGCUUCUCUCUCCGAAGUUGACAUCUAGGGUUCGCGCCUUUGAUUUAAUUUUGAACCUUGGUGUUCAUGCUCAUUUGUUGGAGCCUAUGUUAAGUGAUAUUCCAUCUACGAUUGAAGAAGAGGAAUCAUCACAUGAACCAGAGUUUAGUGCUGAUGAACAACUUGAAUCAUUGGGACAGAGAUGUACAAGGCUUUCGGAGCAACAAAAUAUGCCCUCAGCUAUCGAGAGCUUUGAAUCUUGGCUUUUGAACAUUUUACAUGAAAUAUUACUUCUUCUUGUGCAGAUUGAAGAGAAAGAAGAAGCUGUUUGGGCAUCCGCGUUAAGUUGUUUACUAUAUAUGGUUUGUGAUAGAGGCAAAAUUCUGAGAGGUAGAUUGGAGGGUCUUGACAUAAGAGUUAUAAAAGUUCUUUUGGAGGUUAGCCGGGAGAGUUCUUGGGCAGAAGCACUCCAUUGCAAACUCAUUUGCAUUUUUGUGAACAUGUUCUAUAAAGUGGCAAGUGGACCAGACAGUGUUGUUCUCAGUACCCCUGUAUUUUCCAUUGAACUGGUUGAUCUGCUUGGAGGCAUUGAUUUAGUCUGCCUUGAGUAUUCAAGAGCAAAUACUAUGGAAGAGAAAAGGAAUCUAUUUGCACUACUCUUGGACUACGUUGUGCACCAGUUGAAUGAAACAUGCUUGGCUCGUGAAGGUUUUAUGUAUGGCUCGGAUGAAAUUCAACCCAUUGCUGCCAUGCUAACCAUAUUGGAUGCACCCGAGGCAUUCCACGUUUCAGUUAAGUAUGGCUUGGAAGGCGUUGGAGGCUUAUUGAGAAGAUCCACAUCUGCAACUAUGUCUAGAUCUGCCGUUUCAGGACAUUUUAAUUCCACACUGUUGGAGGACAUCAUGAAAAUGUUUGACACCAUUAUUACGUCAGUAACACAUACAGAUGAAGAGUUUGUGGAUAUGCUUCGAAUGACCAAGGCUUUCAAGUCUUUGGAAAGCAUCGAGAAAGGAUGUGCAGGAGUCAGCCUUGAUGCAAAUGAAGUCAAGCAGGCGUGGGCCACUUUACAUUCACUUCUUCAUUCGCAAAAUACUGCUUAUCGCCAAAAUGGUUAUAUUUGGCUCUCUGAAUUGCUUGUCUGGACGCUCGUUUAUGGGGAUAUGGGAAAUGAUAUUAGGCCAAACAUUAAAAAAUUGCAGCGGGAGAUUGAGAUUGUUAAAAGUCAAGAUUCUAAAAUUGGCUCCACUGUUUCCUUGCCAACUUGGAUUUGGUGUGGGCUUCUGAAAUCCAAAUACAACUAUAUCAGAUGGGGUUUCCUUGUGGUCUUGGAGAAGCUCCUUGUUAGAUGUCAAUUGUUAUUAAAUGAAAAUGACGUGCAGCAGGUACCUGGUGGAGAUGAUUUGAGUGAAGAUCAUAGCAAUACUAGUCUUGAUAAAGCAAAGGUGGUUAUUGGCAUAAUGAAUAGUGCAUUGUCUCUUGUGGUCUCAAUAAGUGAAACAGAUCGCAUCACUAUUUUGAAGAUGUGCGAUCUGCUUUUCUCUCAAUUAUGUCUGAAACUACACCCACCUUCUGAAGCUCCCACUCCUAAAGUGAGAAGUAAGGAAUCACCAAAUGACCUUGCUGGGAGAGAUCCCUUUGAUGGUCACCUAGCAAAGAAGCCUCUUGGAUCUCAGUCUCUUGAAUCUAGCAGAAGCACAUUGGGUUCCCAUAUGCGUCAUGCAGAUUACAGCACAGCAUCCAUGGCAGCAUUACUUUUGAGGGGACAUGCUAGUGUUCCAAUGCAACUGGUGGCCUGUGUCUAUACUCCUUUGUUCUUUUGGCCAUUAAUACAACUUGCUGAUGCAGUAACAGAUGACAUAGCAUUAGGUGUUUCAGUAGGUAGCAAAGGAAGAGGAAGCUUACCAGGCUCUGUUUCAGAUAUAAGAGCAGCACUUCUUUUGCUUCUGAUUGGUAAAUGUACGGCUGACCAUGCUGCAUUUUCAGAUGUGGGGGGUGAGGAAUUCUUUAGGAGCUUAUUAGAUGAUUCUGAUGCAAGGGUGGCAUACUAUACCUCUGCUUUUCUCUUGAAGAGACUUAUGAUGGAAAAACCUGAAACGUAUCAACGCACCCUUCACAAUCUUGUUUUCAGAGCUCAACAGAGCAACAACGAGAAGCUUCUAGAGAAUCCAUACCUUCAGAUGCGUGGUAUUAUUCAGUUGUCAAACGAUAUGGGUUCUCAAUUAUAAGUUGACGAACAAGACCUUUUAUUGAGUUGGAAUCAGGUGGUCUUUAUUUGAAGAAACUGUGGACACUCUGCUACUUGGAUUUAUUAAAGCUUAGCCCCCAUGCCUGUGGAGUUUCAGGAAGCCCAAACCGAAACUGUCUGGAAUCAGAAGCUUAAGGUUAACUUUGUUUGGUUGGUUGUUUGGGCUUGCAUUGAGUUUUGGUUUAUGAGGAUUACCUGAAUUCAUUUGGCACUCUGGCUCGUGAAGUAGUAGCAAUUGCUUAGUGUACAGAACACCCAAGGGGGUACUUGAAUUCAUUGAUUGGUUGAUUGAUUAAUUUAUUGAUUGGUUUGUGCCAUCGCCCAUGAGGAACCGAAGGAUGGGCAAUAUUUGAUGUUCAGCUCUCAGUUUCUUCACUGAAGAUAUUUUGUGCUAGCGGGGCAUUUGGAUACCAGUUGCUAUGGUUCUGUACAAUUGAUUUUGUACCAGCUGAGGUUCAUGCAGAUUUUUGUGAGGCAUCCUCAGGCACUGUUGUAUUAUUUUGCGGGAUAUUUUUGCCCCCUGUGCAAGUUUAGGGUUUAUUUUUGUAUUGAUCCACUUGAUGCAUUUGGGAACUCCUGUAACUAUCCACCAUUUGUCUUCCAUGAGCAGCUCAAAACUUGCUAUAUGGGCCAAAUCUGUCUGCGGAGUCUGGCAGGCCACGGUGCUUAAUCUAAUCCAACUAUUUGAUAUGCAUGUCAACUGUAAAAUUAUGAUUUCAGGUGUACUAUAGAUUUUUUAACAAUAAAAAUAUGGGGUUGGAUGGCUGUGUUUUGAGCAUGAAUCAUCAUUGGGGUCUCCCCAUCUCAAGUUUUGCUAAACCCAAAGGAUUUCGAUGGAGCUAAUUGGAGAUCUCGUGCUUUCAUUGGACUAUUUAACACAAGAAUAGUGGCCGAAGAACCGACAACAGUAUCAUGAAUAUCUGCUUCGGCAGAAUCGAUUUGUAGCAUAUGACAUCUCAUGCCCUUUGUAUAUCAGAUAAUAUUUUCCUCGGUUUUUGUUGUAUGAGGAGCCUCUAGUAUGUUACUGGUAAGCAUGUGCUUGUGAUGAGUGAAAAAAGGCUUAAAUGAUUGGCAAUUA